CCUAGUUAAUGGAAAAAUAAAACCUCAAGUCUUCACCCAAAGCCUUUGUAAAUUCUUUAUUGCAAUCGCUUUACAUAAUAUAUAUUUGGACUCUGUCGUAUGUGGCUGCAAGCUACACUGCAUUGCUUUUUCUGGUGCCUUAGUUAAAUCCCUGUUAUUCUUCUUCCAUCACCAACCACAAACCUAGUAUCCAAACCUACACGCUCCUCCACGCUGUAAUGGCAGAGAAUGUAGUUACCUUUGUUUUAGAUCACUUAGCCCAGCUUGCCGCACGCGAAGCUAACUUGCUGUAUGGCGUGGAGGACAGAGUCCAGUCCCUCCAGUACGAACUUCAAAUGAUCAAAGAGCUUCUCAAUACCACCAAGAGAAAGAAGGGAAUGGAACAUACUGUUUUGAACCAAAUCAGAGAUGUGGCCCACUUAGCUGAGGAUGUCAUCGACACUUUCGUAGCAAAAGUUGCCAUUUACAAGAGAAGAACCAUUCUGGGGAGGAUGCUCCGUGGCUUUGGCCAAGCAAGGUUGCUCCACGACGUAGCCCAAAAAAUAGACAAGCUCAAAACCACUCUCAACGAGAUACGCGACAACAAGGAAAAAUAUGAUGCUUUCAGAGAAACCACUAAUCAAUCUGCAGCAGAAGAGGAGGAGGAGAAGGACAGGUUGCAAUCGCUGCUCAAGCUAAGAAGAGACGUGGAGGAAGAACAUGUGGUUGGCUUUGUCCAGGACUCCGAGGAUGUCGUUAAGCGACUCCAGGAAGGUGGUUCGAAUCGUAAAGUUGUCUCUAUUGUUGGCAUGGGGGGAUUGGGAAAGACCACUCUUGCCCGAAAGGUCUAUAAUAGCGACCAGGUGAAGAACCACUUUGAUUGUCACGCGUGGGUUUAUGUCUCAAACUUGUGCAGAGUUAAGGAGCUUUUGCUUGGCCUUCUUAAGCAUCUGAUGCCAAAGUCUGAACAACAACGCAGAGGCAACAAGAAGGGUAAGAAAAGCGUCGAAGUCAUUAUCAGCCUGAGUGAGGAAGAGCUGAAGAAACAGGUGCGGAACUGCUUGGAGAGGAAAAUGUAUCUUGUGGUGAUAGAUGACUUGUGGAAAACGCAGGAUUGGGACGAGGUGCAAGAUGCUUUUCCAAACAACAACAGAGGCAGCAGAAUAUUGAUAACUAGUCGUUUGAAAGACGUGGCCUUGCAUGCUGGUGAUGAUGUUCCUCACUAUCUUCAAUUCCUGAGUGAAGAAGAAAGUUGGGAGUUGUUUUGCAGGAAAGUGUUUAAAGGUGAAAACUGCCCUUCUGAUUUGGAGACCCUGGGAAAGCAGAUGGUUCAAAGUUGUCGUGGUUUACCGCUCUCCAUCAUUGUUUUAGCAGGGAUGCUAGCGAAGAAGGAAAAGUCAGAUAGAGAAUGGUCUAAAGUGGUAGGUCAUGUUAAUUGGUAUCUGACUCGAGACGAGACCCAAGUGAAGGAUAUAGUUCUGAAGCUCAGCUACGACAACUUGCCAAGGAGACUAAAAUCAUGUUUUCUCUAUCUUGGGUUAUUUCCUGAAGAUUUUGAAAUACCUGUUAUGCCAUUAUUGCAAAAAUGGGUUGCGGAGGGUUUUAUACAAGAUACAGGAAAUAGAGACCCAGAUGAUGUUGCGGAAGACUACUUGUACGAGCUCAUUGAUCGUAGUUUGGUCCAAGUAGCAAGAAUGAAGUCUAAUGGAGGUUUGGCAAGGUGUCAAAUUCAUGAUCUUCUUCGAGAUCUUUGCAUAUCAGAAAGCAAAGAAGACAAAGUGUUUGAAAUUUUUACAGACAACAACAUUCUAAUCCCUAUCAAACCUCGCAGACUGUCCAUUCAGAGUGACAUGGGUCACUACAUUUCUUCAAGCAACAAUGACCAUUCAUGUAUUCGUUCCCUGUUUUUCUUUGGAUCGGAGUAUAAUGUUGGUGGGAGAGAGUGGAAAUGGCUUUUGGACGACUUCAAAUUGGUUCGAGUGUUAGAUUUUGGACCUAACAGGUGCAAAAAUAUCCCUUACAAUUUAGGGAACUUCAACCACUUAAGGUACUUGAAAAUAAACUCACGGAAUGUUAACUUUGUUCCAGAUUCAAUACUUAACCUUUGGAAUCUACAAACCAUAGAGUUGGGUACUUAUAGGUUUGAGAGUCCAAUUUCUUUCCCUGCUCAAAUAUGGAAACUCAAGCAUUUAAGGCAUUUGAAUACAUCAAGGCCUAUCAAGUUGCGAGGAAGAUGUUCAGAAUCAGAUGAGAAGAUGUGGAAUCUUCAAACCAUCUCUCUCCUUAUACCCAAUACGCAAACAACAUUUCUAAUAAAGAAAGGAACAUUUCUCAAUGUUAAGAGGAUGAGGUUGUACGCGAACAUCUUUGGUUUUGAAGGUGAGUUACCCAAUUUAUUGCAGAACCUACAACAAUUAAAGCAUUUGAAUAUAUUGAUGAUUGAUAAUGUUUUCAACCUCCUAACCUCUGAGGUCAUAUUUCCCCCAAGCAUUACAGAGUUAUCAUUGUCAAAGAUUAGGUGCAUUACUAAUGAGGGGAUGAAUGGUUUGAGAAAUCACUCUAAAAUCAAAAUUUUGAAGCUUUUGGGUGAUGAUUGCCAUGUGAGUUCCAUUGACCUCAACUGUGUGGUUGUUGGCUUCCCACAGCUGGAAGUGUUGGAAAUGAAAUAUUUGUCACUUGGAAAGUGCAAAUUAGGCAAUGGUGCCAUGCAGAGACUUCAAAAUGUGAUUAUCCACGAUUGUCAACAAUUAGAUAAUCUCCUAAUUGAUUUUUGUUCUUUGAAUGUAUUGAGAAAAGUGCAAAUUUCAAAAACUCCCUUAGAACAAAUAGCUCACAUCUUACAAAUUUUAGAAACAAGAGUUCAAGUCGUUAGAGGUAAUCAUCCACCUUGGGAUGAGAGUGAUUGGAUUUUAAAUAUUUAUUAGAGGUUUUAGAUUUAUUAUAGCAAAUAGUUGGCUAUUUAUUUUAUGGAUGUAUUUU
Molecule: messenger RNA, 2958 nt
Organism: Vigna umbellata (rice bean)
Lineage: Eukaryota; Viridiplantae; Streptophyta; Magnoliopsida; Fabales; Fabaceae
Source: RefSeq, a predicted model, not a curated record